AAGGAAAUGCCAACUCUAGCUUAACGUUUAAAAAGUCUAUGGUAAUUUUUAAACUAAGAAGUUGUAAACAAACAAGAAUAGAACAAUGAAUAGAAAAUAAAGAUAAAAAAGAAGAUAUAGUAGAAAUAUAAAUUUAUUUCUGUGUAAAGAGUGUAUUUAUUUAUUCUUUCAGAAAUUAUAAAAAUAGAAAUUUAAAGUGUUUUUUAAAUAAAAAAAAAAAUGGAUCAAAUGUUACCUAGUCCUGGAUUUAGUAUUCCAAGUAUAGGUACACCUUUACAUCAACCAGAAGAGGAUCAACAAAUCUUACCUAAUGCGUUACAACAGCAGCAACAACAGCAACAGCAACAGCAACAACAACAAUCACAGCAGCAGCAACAAUCACAACAACAAUAUCAAUUACAACAACUACAUACCAUGAGUCCAAACAUACAAAGUGGUAUGCUAAUGAUCGGAACACCACAAAAAAAUAUGCAUGCCUAUGCAACAACACCUACUUUUGCAACACCACAGAGUCUUAUGCAACCUCAAACACCGCAAAAUAUGAUGUCUCCGUUAGUACAAAAUACUAAUCAUAUAGCUCCUCCAUCUAUAGGACCAUCUACACCUGGUCCUAUGACACCUAUGACACCGGCUUCUGCAGAUCCAGGAAUAUUACCUCAACUUCAGAAUAUUGUUUCUACAGUUAAUUUAAAUUGCAAAUUAGAUUUAAAAAAAAUAGCUCUUCAUGCUAGAAAUGCGGAAUAUAAUCCAAAGAGAUUUGCUGCAGUUAUUAUGAGGAUAAGAGAACCAAGAACUACUGCAUUGAUAUUUAGUAGUGGAAAAAUGGUUUGUACUGGAGCAAAGAGUGAAGAAGAUUCUCGAUUGGCAGCAAGAAAGUAUGCUAGAAUUAUUCAGAAACUUGGUUUUCCUGCAAAAUUUCUUGAUUUCAAAAUACAAAAUAUGGUAGGCAGCUGUGAUGUGAAAUUUCCAAUUAGAUUAGAAGGUUUAGUACUUACACAUGGACAAUUCUCCUCAUAUGAACCUGAACUUUUUCCUGGAUUAAUAUAUCGUAUGGUUAAACCUAGAAUCGUUUUACUUAUAUUUGUUUCAGGAAAAGUAGUGUUAACAGGAGCAAAAGUUAGACAAGAGAUUUAUGAGGCAUUUGAUAAUAUCUACCCUAUUUUGAAGAGCUUUAAAAAGCAGUGAUUUUAUUUUUUAUUAAAUGUUAAAGUUAUGUAUUAAAUGGACAAAACUAAGGUAAGAUAUUUUGAUAUUAUUGCCUUAUAGUCAAUAAAUAAAUAAAAUAAA
Molecule: messenger RNA, 1287 nt
Organism: Apis mellifera (honey bee)
Lineage: Eukaryota; Metazoa; Arthropoda; Insecta; Hymenoptera; Apidae
Gene: Tbp
Product: TATA-box-binding protein
Exons: 5
Coding region: 220-1185 (321 amino acids)
Biological process (GO): DNA-templated transcription initiation
Molecular function (GO): DNA binding; RNA polymerase II general transcription initiation factor activity
Source: RefSeq, a predicted model, not a curated record